Molecule: messenger RNA, 636 nt
Organism: Exophiala dermatitidis NIH/UT8656
Lineage: Eukaryota; Fungi; Ascomycota; Eurotiomycetes; Chaetothyriales; Herpotrichiellaceae
Exons: 3
Coding region: 1-636 (211 amino acids)
Source: RefSeq, a predicted model, not a curated record
AUGGCCGCACCGCCCGAAAUCACAUGCACCAACCUGUCGGGCAAGUUUGUCAUGAGCAAGACCCUCUCGGACGAUGUCGACUCGAUGCUUGCCCUUCAAGGGCUGAGCUGGUUUACGCGCAAGGCAGUUAAGCUUGCCACUGUUGUUCUCACGAUCAAAGAAUACAAAAAAGACGGGCUCUACCACAUCGACAUCAAAUCCGUGGCCUCGGGGCUCGCAUCAAGCCAAGAGAACCGCACACUCAACUGGCAGCUGAACGACCACACGGACCGCAUCUUCGGCAAAGUGAAAGGGAAAUCACGGAUGUGGAAGACGGGCGAAUUCGUCAUGGAAGGGCCUGCUGGCUCCGAGGAAGAUGCGGCGUUCUUGAGAGGUGAGACGCUCAAGGAUGGAAAGACGGCGUCCAAGUACCUCGACGACGAGCAUGUUCAGAAUUGGGUGCAGAAUGUCGAUGGCGGAGAGUGGAUUGCUGAGCAGACUUGGGGGUUCGAGGAAGUCAAUGGUGAGAGACGACAUACGAGGCGCGUGGUGGUCUGGAAGAAUGGGAAGGUUGAACGCGCGAGGCUGGUGUAUGAUUACAAGGGCCCGGUCGAGGCAGAGGUUGAUGAAGACGAGGCUCUGGCUUAUGAAGAGUGA